AUGGGUGUGUUGAAACUUGGCUUUGAGCCAUUAAAUGAGGAGGGAAAUAUGGUUGGUGAAAUGAAGUUGAUGAUUGCGGAGGAACAAAAAUUCCAAGGGAAAGCAUUGUCGUUAUCCCAUACGAAGACGGCAAUCACUACGAUCAAGGAGAAAUUCACUGAACAACAGCUGCAAAUGUUUGAACAGAGUUGUUUUGGUCAUCUCCUAGGGAUUGAGGACCUCAAGUGGACUUCUCCGAUUGUCCACGGGUUGCUGCUCAGGAAAGCUGAUCCCAAGACAGUUUCCCAACUGAACGGGAUCAAAUUCAUUGUUGGCAAGAAGGUCAUCCAAUUCACGGCGCAGCAAUUUUGCAUCGUGACAGGGCUAAGGUUUGGAAACCUUCCCUUUAUUCCGAUUCCCACGAAUGAGAACUGCUCAUUGAAACGGAAGUACUUUGCCAACGAUAAAGCUGUGAACCUGUUGGAAUUAGAAAAGGCCUUCCUCGAAUGCGAUGAUGUGGACGAUGUAUUCAAGCUUGGAUUCUUAUACUUUGCUGUCUUUGUGCUGUUGGGCAGCGAAAAACAUGUCCACAUUGACAUGCGAUAUUUGAAGUUGGCGGAAGACCUUGAAGAGUUUGGGAAGUAUCCAUGGGGUGCUGUGUCUUAUGCGAAGACAAAUGCGUCACUGCUGAGGGCACUUUGUGCAGAUUACCAGCGAGUGAAAACCAAGAGAGUACCACCUCAAAGGUUUUCCUAUGCACUUCAGAUUUGGGCGUAUGAGGUGUUUCCAGCGUUGGCUGCACUACAUUUGGUGGUGCACGAAGAAAAUGCGCACAUCCCUCGUUUACUACAUUGGAGGAGCAAUAGUUCGCCGCGUUUUUAUGAGCUAAUGAGCCAAGUAUUCGAGAACCGUGAGGUUGAUGUGCAGCUUCUCCGGCCAUCUGUGAUGGACAAGCAGCAGCCGUAUUGGACUUGGGGUGACAGUGCUGACGACAGUGAAGAACUUGUUGACUUGUUGGGCGAUGACGCUGAACAACAAACCGGCACUUCUGCCUCUGUAGAAGAAAAAGAGAAGGACAUUGACGAUACUGCAAACCUUCCGUCGUCUUCUAAGGGUACAGUCGCGUCCAGAGAGUUACGCACUUUGAAGCGUGACUUUCAAAGGACAAAGGAUGAAUUGGCCAAAGUUUCCCUAUCAAAUCGAGCACUUUGCGACAGAGUGCAUCAGUUGGAAGACAAGGUACGGAAGGAGUCAAUGAAAGCUGAAAAAGAGUUCGAAAAAAAUACAAAGUGUGUGGAGGAUUUCCGCAACACCCUGGCUUCAAUGGAGCAUUAUUUUAAGUUGGAGAUAGAGCAGCUGAAAAAACAAAAUGGUGGGGUGAAUGAAGCUGCGGAAGGACAUGAGGACCUCGGUAGUCCUCAUAUGAAUGAAGGAGGCAACAAUGACUUGUCGCCAUUACAUGCCUAUGUAAGUCCGCCGACAGAACCGGCAGUAAUGGAAACACAAGUCCCCGGUGAUGGAGCCGAACCUUCCGCAGCCAUGGUAGUUGAAGAGGCAAAAAUGGCCGCUUCAGUUCCUCACUCAGAAGUGCAUGAAGUAGCUGACCCGGCAGAAUCCGAUGAGCUGCCUACCCCGGAAGAUGUUGCUGGGUGUGACGAAAUCUGCCAAAGAGUCAUGAAGCUGUUAGAAGAUUGGAAAAUCACUAAGAGUAUGCCAUCGGGAGGUUUGAUGAAUCCUCCAAGUCUACCCACAGUUACUAUGGCUGGUGAUGAAGAAGGUAGUUCAAGUGUUGAAAAAAAAAGAAGUGGAAGGUAAAGGGUGCAGACAGAAGCGCCCGGCGCAGACAUUGUUGAGCCCAUUUACAGAUCCUUUGAGGAAGAAGAGGACGAUGACUGUGUCGGCUGCGACUGCAACCCCGCCAUGUUUUGAUCCAUCCAAAUCCUUGCCCAUUGAAGAUGUGAAGGCAGUACUACAGUUUUGCAGUGCCUGGAAAAGCGAUAUCAGUGCGGAGGUGCAGCUGGAAUCAUUUUCAGUGGGCGCUGAUUUUUUCUACAGACUUGUCGAUGAAACCGAAUGGAUGAGCUCAAGGCACCUGGACAUGGCAACCUUUCUUAUCCGCAAAAGGCAACUAUCUCAUCCGUUGGUUUUUGGAACGGACUGGACAACGGCAGAUUGUUGCUUGCAGCAAUUUCUAGAGCCGUUCAAACCGACUGGCAGGAAACGUGGAUCGAAGAAGGCAGCUGCUUCAAACACCGUUGACCUUCCAGCCAGCAAGCUGAAGAAUUUACAUCACUUUGUGCGUGGUACGUGGCAACACGGGUAUGCCCAAGCUUGGACAAAAGUCCGGAAGGUGUAUUUUCCAUAUAAUCUGAAAGGGUCUCACUGGGUUGCAAUCGAACUUGAUUUCGUAAGACAUACUGCAACCGUGUAUGACUCCUAUAUUGAUUAUACGAAACGUUCAAAGCUGGUUACGCUUCUGCACCCUAUUAGCGAUACGCUGGCACGAGUGCUGUUCGAUAUGCACUUUUAUGAUGAUUCUGAGGUUGAAGAGGUGAAGCAAAAGGGGCUGACGAUGUCGAUGUAUACGCCAUUCUCAGUGUGCAUCAUUGCAGAUGUGCCACAACAACGAGAUGGUGCGUCUUGCGGAAUCUUGACCGUCAAAUUCAUCGAGCAUCUCAGUGCUUUAAAGUCGGUAGAUAAAGUUGACCCUUUGAAGAUCAAAUAUUACCGACUCAAGCUUGCAAUUGAGGCUUUACGGGGGGAGGCAUAUUUAUGAGAUAUGGGAUGCCUACAACGUGAAGGGCCAGAGUUUUAAAACGGCCAUAGAAGCUGCUUGCCUACUUCUCAGAAUCGAUGACAUUGUGAGUGGGAUGAAGAAGAAGCAGCCUCCUGGUGCCAAAGCUCCUUCCAAGCCUCAAGUUGAGACAGAAGGCGAUGCAGAUAAUGAGCAAAUAAUUCCGGAGUGCUUAUCGAGAGCACGUGGUUAUCUCAGUUUGAAUGAAGUUUUGCUUUAAAGAAGAAAAAAAGGAGCAUUAUAAGUUUGAUGAGGAUAUUUUUUAGGUUUGUAAUGUCACCUUAACUUGGUAGUGUGUGUUUUGUCCCUCUUCUUUCUUUCUCAUUCGACGAGGGGUGGGAAAGAAGAGAAGUCUUCUUAUUGGAGAAUGCUAAUGUUAGUUUCACAUGUCAUCUGUGUAUCGAACACAAUUUCUUUGUUCAACUUCGUGGAUUGGCACA
Messenger RNA from Prunus dulcis (almond), 3213 nucleotides. RefSeq lists its product as uncharacterized. NCBI's taxonomy places the organism in Eukaryota, Viridiplantae, Streptophyta, Magnoliopsida, Rosales, Rosaceae. The coding region runs from base 1 to 1794 and encodes 597 amino acids. The transcript has 11 exons. The record is from RefSeq and is a predicted model, not a curated record.